Molecule: messenger RNA, 3931 nt
Organism: Chinchilla lanigera (long-tailed chinchilla)
Lineage: Eukaryota; Metazoa; Chordata; Mammalia; Rodentia; Chinchillidae
Gene: Tmem268
Product: chromosome unknown open reading frame, human C9orf91
Exons: 9
Coding region: 721-1908 (395 amino acids)
Source: RefSeq, a predicted model, not a curated record
UCUACAGAGCUGAUCUCAUUUUUUGCAUCUUUGUUUGCAGAUGCUGCUGUAUGUCCUUUAAUUUAGUGACUUUGGUGGUCCUGGAGAUUGACUUCAGGACCUUUGCGCUGAACUACUUCCUCAGCCCUGUUUUUUAUUUUUUUAUUUUGAGGCAGAGUUUCUCUAAGUGGCUAAAUUUCACAAGGCUGGGUUCUGACUUUCGAUCUUCUCGCUUCAGCCUCCCAGAGUGCUGGGAUGAUGGGUGUGACCACCUCACUCAGCUAUGCCUUAUGUCCUCUGUACUUGUCAUUCGUACAUUCUUUGCAGAGGCUUAGAGGUCUGGUGAGGAGAGCUGCCUGAUUUGAAGAGGUGGCGCUCUGAGGUUAAAUCAUGGGCCUAAGUUUCCUUAAUGAGUAGUGGGGCUGGGAUUUAACCUGGUUAGUCUGACUCUGGAGUCCAUGUUCUUGAGCACAAACCUCCACCGUCUCACCUAGGGAACCUGAUUGCCUGACUGUCUGGAUAUUUUUGUUUUUCAUGGUAGUCAUUGUUUCUAAUGUAUGUUUCAUGCGCUCUGAUGUUUUUCCUGCAGUGUCUGUGGGAAGCUCCUUGAGAUCCUCUGAGGAAGCAAGCCUCCUAUAAUGUCUAUGCCUGUCCCCUCCCUGGUGACCAGGGGCAUCUACUUAGUAAGGGAGCAGAAGCUCCAGACCCCUGCGAGUGGGACCUGGUCAGCCUUUGAGUGACAUGUGGGUCUGUGGCGUGUCACGACCUGGAGAAGAUGUAAGACUGGAAGGGAAGUUCUCAGCUGAGGCCCAGAGAGUGGGAGUGGAGCUGAGCCGGACGCUCCAGCAUGAACCACAGCUCCAGGAAGAAGUAGAUUCUCCCUGGCUCCCCGCCAUGGCCUGUGAGCCGCAGAUGGACCCCGGUGGGGCAGCCAGCCCAUUGCCCACCUCCUCCCCUGGCUGGAGCACGCUGCCUGGGGGGAGCCCUCCGAGGUGGGGACAAGAGCUGCACAAUGGCCAGGUCCUCUCAGUCCUCCGGGUCGACAAUGCCUGUGCACCCAUCUCCUUUGACCUGGGAGCCGCAGAAGAGCAGCUGCAAGCCUGGGGCAUUCAGCUCCCCGCCGACCAGUACAGGAGCCUGGCUGAGAGCGCCCUCUUGGAGCCACAAGUGAGGAGAUACAUCAUCUACAACUCCAGGCCCAUGCGGCUGGCCUUCGCCGUGGUCUUCUACGUGGUGGUGUGGGCCAAUAUCUACUCCACCAGCCAGAUGUUUGCCCUGGGCAACCACUGGGCGGCCGUGCUUCUUGUGACUCUGGCCGCGGUGAGCCUGACCCUGACUCUCGUACUUGUCUUCGAGAGGCACCAGAGGAAGGCCAACACCAAUACUGACCUGAGGCUGGUGGCUGCCAACAGAGCCCUCCUGAGACACCAGGUGCUGCUGGGGGUGACAGACACUGUGGAAGGCUGCCAGAGUGUGAUCCAGCUCUGGUUUGUCUACUUUGACCUGGAAAACUGUGUGCAGUUUUUGUCUGACCACAUUCAAGAAAUGAAGACCAACCAAGAGUCCUUGCUGAGAAGCAGACUGAGCCAGCUGUGUGUUGUCAUAGAGACAGGGGUGAACCCCACAAUGGCGGAGGGGCCCGCAGACCUGGAAGAUGCUCCUCUCCUGCCCAGAGAAGAGACCAGGCCUCAAGAGAGACCAGUCCUGCAGACUGAGCUGCACCAGCUCGUGCCUGAGGCCGAGCCGCAGGAAAUGGCUCAGCAGCUCCUGGCGGUGUUUGGUGGCUAUUACAUUCGGCUCCUGGUGACCUCCCAGCUCCCCCGGUCAGUGGGGACCCGGCACAUAGACUCUCCAAGGGUUCCGUGCCCUUGCCAACUCAUAGAAACACAUAUCCUGGGCCCCGGGUGCUGCUCCUUCCUGAACAGGUGACCUAGGGAUGAAGGCCUUUAUCUUCCUCCAAGACUGAGAAGAAAGGGAGGCCUCUGGCGCCAAAGAUGGCCCAUGGUGUCCUGGAGAUGGGCAUCCAGGAGUGCUCCCAAGGGUGCCUGUGACAUCGGCAGCAGGGAUGUCGUGCCCAUGCCAGGACCCUGUGCAGAAAUGCCUUGAUGGGAUCCCAUGCUGACCGCAGGGCUUUGCUGAAGCUGAUGGUUGGUGGGCUGGUUCCACCCCCAGCCCCUCUGUGUGCUGUGCAGAGCUUCAGGCAUGGAUGGAAAGGCGACUCCUCCUCAGGGCCCAGGAGAUGUGAAGGUGACCUGCCAGGGUCCAUCAGGUAUCUAAAGCUUGGUCUCACAAGCUGCUCCCAUCUCCAGCCCCUUCAUCUCAGAUGGGAAGACUGGGGCUCAGGGAGAGCACUGCCCUGUAUCGUUGCCUCUGACCUUGCAAGCUGUAGGACCGCCUCUCUCCAGUCUGCAGAAAGAAGCAGUCUCAGGAUGCCCUCCAUUCUUAGGCCGCUCUCCCCAACAUUCUGUGAACGGCAAUGUGCCUGGGCUUGUGCGCUUGCACUGGGGACCAGAGGCAGGGGUGGAAGAUGGGAGUCAGAAGGAGAACGCGGAGGGGAGUGAGACCAAGGAGGAUACCGCUAACAAGAGUAUUUGCAAAAGCUGGAUCGAUCCUGUUUGACUUGAGGACUGUUUGUUCAAAGACAUGCAUGCUCGUGGCUGUGCUUUCAUCCUGCAGAUGUGAAACACUAGUUUUGUUUUCUGAUACUGAUAUUACGCCACUGACCACGACAUCUGAUCAGUCGGUCCUGGAAUUCUGCGAAGAGCUCUGAGACCGGCCGGUGUUCUGCUCCCCCAGCAUGUGAAGACCUGUGGUGCCUAGGUCUGGGUUGCAAAGCUGCGGCCUGGCAUCUGAGGGCUCCAGGCCCCCAGCGCCCAACCUUCAUGUAUCAUCAAAGUCAUCGUCUACAAAACCCUUUUAUCGCCGAGUCUGUCCUGAAUGGAUACAUCUGUUCUUUUCUGUGUGUUGGACUCGUACUCAUGCCUUGACUCCCAGCUUUCCUUAGCUCUCCCUCCGGAAGUCUUCCCACACAGCAGCCUUGCUGCUCACUACCAGCUCUAAGUUCCCAUUACAGCAGCUGCCUGUAUACUAAUGUUGUAUGUUACUCGUUCGAAUUUCCUGCGCACCUCCGAACCAGUUUUGCUGCCAGAUUGUAAACUCCUCAAGGUCUAGACCUGCUAAGGGGGAAAAGCCCCGUGGACAGAUUGCUUUCUUGUCUGUAGAGCAGCACCCUCAAAUUGCUCUCCAAACCCAGCUGGCUGAUGAGAUCUGGGUUAUGAUGGACCUGGAUUCUGGUCUUGAUCGUCUACUCUCACCUGUGUAACUUUUGGCCAGUUCCUUUCCUCCGCUGGUCCUUAUUUUCCCAUCUGUGUGAUGGGUGGAUUGGAUGAUUCUAAAGGGGUCUUCUAGGGCCAAAGUUCUGGUAAUUUCCAUCUUACGCUGCUUUCUGCUACAGCUUUAUCUACAUGCAGAAAGUCCCCACUUCCCCAUGGGCCUGAUGUGCCCUUGGAUGAGACACUGGCUUAGCUAGCGGAACACCUGGAUUCUUGUCCUAGAUCUGCUUCCUAGCUGUGUAACCUUGGAUAAGUCCCUUACCCUCUCUGAGUGUCAGUUUACUCCCGUAUAAUGUGGAUCUGGUGCAGUUGGAAUGUCUUCCUGCAGAGGUUGUGCUCUGGGAGAGGCAAACCUGACUGCUUCCUUGUGCCAGAAAAGAGGGGUCGGUCGUACACAUCAAACAGCCCCUGGACAAGACUGUCACAGGCCGAAUCUCUAGCCAUGUUCCAGGGCAGCUUUCCUCAAUGAAGUUAUUCAGGGAGGCCAUUGCGAAGGCCGUGUCCGGACACUGAGAAAACGUUGGUGAGGAUGUGACCAGCACACACCUGUAUUUAUCAUCACAAUCAUAAAACCCUGUAAGUAUGCUAAGCGAAUAAAAAUGUGUUUGUUAAAUGACAAA